AUCGCUGUUCUGCCACGAUGAGCAAGCCGGCUGUGAAGAAGCCCAAGAAUCCUGAACUGCCGACGAGGUACUUGUACGUGGCCAAUUGCACCGUGGGAGGCACCUAUGGAGUUGGCGAACAAGCCAUCUUGUCCGCCUUUGGUGCAUUCGGCUCGGUUACGGAUGUCUAUUCACAAGACGACAAGGGCUACAUCUUGGUGACCUUCGAGGAGGUGGCCGCAGCGGCUCGUGCGCGGGAAGCUAUGUCUGGCCGCGACGACUUGAGCGGCCGCAAACUGUUUGUACAGUUUUCCGACGAAGCGCCGCCCCCUUCUUCGUUGUCGACGUCCUUGUCGUGUACUUCCACGACAGCCCAGGUGGUGAUUCCUGGGCUCUCGAUCAUCGAAGGCUUUGUGUCGCCUGCAGAAGAAGCCGCUCUCAUCCACGCCGUCGAUGCCCAGCCGUUCGAAGAGUCCAUUCAGCGACGGGUUCAGCAUUAUGGCUUUGCGUUCCGCUACGACACUCGCGACGUGGAUAUCAAGUCGCCGUUGGGACCCAUGCCUGGCUUUUGCACGUCGGUGGUAACGACGUUGGCGGCCGUGCGACCUGACAUCGCCCCGCCCAACCAAAUCACAGUCAACGAGUACGUGGCAGGCCAAGGCAUCGCGCCGCAUGUGGACACGCCAGGGGUGUUCACCGAGUACAUUGCGUCGCUGUCUCUGGGCUGCGACAUCGUCAUGGACUUUCGUCUGGUGUCCAACCCACAGAUCGUCAAGCAUGUGCAUCUGAAGCGCGGGUCCAUGUGUCUGAUGGUCGGGGAGGCGCGGUACCUCUGGAAGCACGGCAUUGCGUACCGAAAGCAUGAUCUCGUGCAAGGGAUAGUGCUCGAGCGCGGUCGGAGGCUGUCGCUGACCCUUCGCAGGGUUGUGCUGGGCGGCUGCGACGACGUUCAGACCGUUGAGAGCGUGCAGAAGCCGAGCGCGGUGGAGCUGGAGCACGUGCAUGGAGUGUACGAUAGCAUCGCUUCCCACUUCAGCCACACGCGGCACCAUCCGUGGCCGCUCGUGGCGACGUUCUUGGGGGCUUUGGCUCCGGGGUCGUUGGUCGCCGACGUUGGUUGCGGCAAUGGCAAGUACUUGGGGGUGAACAACCAGCUCAUGAUGAUCGGCUCGGACCGAAGCAUUCCUCUGCUUACAGUUUGCGCCAAGCGGUAGGUGAAGUCCCUCGACCGAAUGCUCGUGGGUUGAUGAUGCUUGGUCGUAUAUGUUGCAGAGCGCAUGAAGUGUUUGGGUGCGACGGACUGGCGGUUCCGCUGCGCACUGGUGCGUUCGAUGCAGCCAUUUGCAUCGCAGUGCUGCACCAUAUGUCGACGAUUGAGCAUCGAUUGCAAAUCUUGCGGGAAUUGGCACGGAUAGUGCAUGUAGGUGGCCAAAUCUACUUGGUAGCAUGGGCGUUCGAGCAAGACGAGCUGUCCAAGCGCAAGUUCGAGUCCCAAGACGUCAUGGUCGAGUGGAAGCUGCAGCAAAAGUACAUUGACGUCAACGAACCCGUCCCUGCACACGUGCAAAUGGACAACGAUCGCAAGUGGGCCGUGUACCAGCGGUACUGCCACGUGUACAAAGACUUGGAGCUGGAGAUGCUUGUGCGGCAAGUACCUGGACUGGUCGUGGCCAAAGUAGAAAUGAUGCGCUCCAACUGGUGCUUAACCAUUCAACGAGUCUGACUAUGACAUUCACA
This is a messenger RNA of Aphanomyces astaci, 1716 nucleotides long. RefSeq lists its product as hypothetical. Gene Ontology annotation, molecular function: demethylase activity; tRNA binding; oxidoreductase activity. The record is from RefSeq and is a predicted model, not a curated record. Gene Ontology annotation, biological process: oxidative demethylation; tRNA wobble uridine modification. The coding region runs from base 18 to 1193 and encodes 391 amino acids. The transcript has 5 exons. NCBI's taxonomy places the organism in Eukaryota, Oomycota, Saprolegniomycetes, Saprolegniales, Verrucalvaceae. Gene Ontology annotation, cellular component: cytoplasm; nucleus.